GCACACCUGUUCAUUUCUUCCUUUUGUCAUAUCUCUGCACAGUCUGCAAAUACAAAAAGAAGAAGAAGAAGAAGGAAAACAAAAAAAAAGAACCUAGGGCUCGGUGCAAGUUCACGGGGUAACCGGGCAUUCAUUUGACAGGACUAAUAAUUUGUCCACGGCGUCCGAUUCUUCGGUCAGCAAUUGAGUGCUUCGUUGCAUUAUGACCGAAACCACCAAGCUCGCCAUGCGGUCUGAGAGACCCUCACUACGACACAGCUCAAUGUCGGGUGGUUCCUUCAUCCAAGACCACCAACAGUACAAGCCCACACCGCCAAUCACCCAAAACAUAACCGAUGUCCUUCUGACGGCAGGCGAAACCAACAAAAACUCUCUCUUCUACAAUACGAACCCUAUCAGCCCAGAUCCUGAAAAGGUGACCGAGAGCGGCAUCGUCCAUAGUAUUUUUCCCAGAUCGCCAAAUCCGCUCCCGGCAGGGACUACCAAGCUUGUGGCGACUAUCUACUACAAAACGGCGACUGCUCAUCCUCAUGCCAAUACCUUCAGCGCCGAAGGCGGUGUACUCCCGUCUCCGUCGGUCCCCAUUGGGUCUGCUCCAACAGUUGAUAUUGAGAAGCUACCCCGCGAGCCUCCGGCGCCAGAGCCAGAGCCCUUAGAUCAUCUCUACGGCCCGUUUGUGUCACAAUUAUGUCUUACCCACUUCUUGCAAAUCUUGGAGGGUCUGCACACUCCAUAUCAGCGCAUGAACACGUCGCAUCGUUGUUUGGACCAGGAAGAUCAGCCUCGGGUGGUGGAAGUGACUGUUUCACCACUACCCAAUCCUGAGUAUCUGUCGUUUGAUGAUUUGCGUAAGCACGAAAGUAUUUGGCGAUUUGAGCGGGAAUGGAAUGUCGAAGUCGUGCUGCAGAAGGAAAGUGUUUUCAGGCGGUACAAGCGCUUGGCCAUUUUCGACAUGGACAGCACCCUGAUUCAGGAAGAGACCAUUGAUGAGAUUGCUAGGUUCGUCGGUGUAGAGAAGGAAGUUUCGGCUAUCACCGAGAGAGCUAUGAAUGGCGAACUUGAUUUCACCUCAUCACUAAAAGCCCGUGUCAGCCUUUUGAAAGGUGUCCCCGCUGACGUAUUUGACAAGCUCCAAAACAUCGUCACCAUUUCUCCGGGUGCUCGCGAGCUAUGCAAAGCGCUAAAAGCGUUGGGAUACAAAAUUGCAGUUCUCAGCGGCGGUUUCCAACCCUUGGCCAAUUGGCUUGCCAAAGAACUCGGCAUAGACUAUGCAUUUGCCAACCAUCUCGCCGUCGAUGAAACAACCCAAACCCUAACCGGCAAACUAGUCGAAGGCAAACCCAUCAUCGACGCCAACCAAAAACGCUUUCUUCUCCGCAAAAUCGCAGCUGAUAACAACAUCCCCCUCACACAGACCAUUGCCAUCGGUGAUGGAGCAAAUGAUCUCCCGAUGCUGCACGAAGCAGAGUUGGGUGUUGCAUGGCGCGCAAAGAGUAAAGUGCAACUCGAAGCUCCCGCACGAUUGAAUGGGGAGACGUUGACGGAUAUUUUGUAUUUGUUGGGAUUGGGGGAUGAGGAUAUUAAGGAGUUGAAGGCUAUUUACUCGUAA
Molecule: messenger RNA, 1609 nt
Organism: Talaromyces stipitatus ATCC 10500
Lineage: Eukaryota; Fungi; Ascomycota; Eurotiomycetes; Eurotiales; Trichocomaceae
Product: phosphoserine phosphatase
Exons: 3
Coding region: 203-1609 (468 amino acids)
Biological process (GO): L-serine biosynthetic process; dephosphorylation
Cellular component (GO): cytoplasm
Molecular function (GO): L-phosphoserine phosphatase activity; magnesium ion binding
Source: RefSeq, a predicted model, not a curated record